Messenger RNA from Mollisia scopiformis, 852 nucleotides. RefSeq lists its product as uncharacterized. The annotation marks the transcript as partial. The transcript has 2 exons. Lineage: Eukaryota; Fungi; Ascomycota; Leotiomycetes; Helotiales; Mollisiaceae. The record is from RefSeq and is a predicted model, not a curated record.
AGAACUCUCAUCAUGUACGCCUACGCCGAAUCGCCUAACGCGCGCGAGAACCUCGAGUUCUUUAUCGCGAAGGGUAUCCACGGGCUCGCUGAUUUUCUCUUCGUGUUUAAUGGAGAGACAGACGCUGAUUCAUUGUUGCCGGUUGGCAAACAUAAUAUCAAGAUUGUAAAAAGAGAGAAUAAAUGUUAUGAUCUAGGGACGAUAGGCGAGGUGUUGGCGAAAGAUGCGUUGUGGAAGGGGUAUAAGCGGUUUAUUACUCUGAAUGCUAGUAUACGGGGUCCGUUCUUGCCGACGUAUAGUUCGGAAAACUGUUGGAGUGAUAUCUUUCUUUCGAGGAUAACGGAUCAUGUAAAGUUGGUUGGGACGUCGAUGAACUGUAAACCGUACCAGCAUGUCCAAUCAAUGCUCUUAGCAACAGACGAUAUCGGAAUGGGCAUCCUCCUCUCACCCUCGCUGGCAGACAGCGUGGAAGUCAACGACGUAUUUGGAUCUGCUUCUGACCCGACGGGCUUCACGCCCUGCUAUGCUGCCAUGGGACAAGCGAUCCACGGCGAGAUGGGGCUCACGGAACUUAUCCGCAAGCAAGGUUAUGAGGUCGAUGUCCUGUUAACGGCUUUCCACGCCGAGACGCCAACGACGUAUUGCGAGGCUAAUGCGCAUCCGGAGGAUAUUUUGUAUGAGGGGAAGUAUUAUGGGAGUAAUGUGCACCCGUAUGAGUUGGUGUUCAUAAAGGCGAAUCGGAAUAUCGAUCCGAUUUUGUUGGCGUCGAUGACGAGGUGGCAUUUGAAGCAGAAGGAUAGUGCUUGGGAUGUUUGUGGGGGAAGAGGCAAGAAGAGAGUUGAUGGGAUGUAG